AUGGGUUUUGGCAGGUCCGGCUCUGCCAGCAACAAGCUGGGGCGUCUGGCAUUGGGUCACCAGACCUGUCCACGGGGCUCUUACCUCUUCCUCGCACACACGUCUCCUUCCUCCUUUUCCCCUCCCUCACAUUCCCAGCUAGAGGAGUCUGCCCGUGAAAUGGUUCUGCCUCUGACCAGCUCUCUUUAUUUACUGACCUUUGCCACGGCUUGGCCACAGAGACCUGUUCAUGACGUUUCACAGUGGCAGAACCGUAACCGUCAGGCAGAAGGCAGAGCAGUGGAUGAAGCUUCCUCGGCCUUUGGAAUUGCCGUGACCUGCUGUCAGUUCUCACCGUUUGCCACCUCAUCAGCUAUUUUGAUUUAA
This is a messenger RNA of Rangifer tarandus platyrhynchus (Svalbard reindeer), 366 nucleotides long. The record is from the annotation of a GenBank genome assembly. NCBI's taxonomy places the organism in Eukaryota, Metazoa, Chordata, Mammalia, Artiodactyla, Cervidae.